UGAAUCCCAUAGCGAAGAAAAAUUGUUACCGUGUAUUCAUACAAAUCUUUUAUGUCAGUGGCGUUUAGUAACAAUGACUUUUCUCAAAGAAAAUAACAGUGUUUUGGUUGUUCUAGACAGUGAAAUUUCAAAUAACGAUGUUGCAGAUUUUGUUAGUUCAAUUACAAAAUACCUUAAUAAAGCAGAACAAUUAUCAACACUAUCAACAAGAGAAUUGGAAAAAUUAAGUAUUAAUUCAUCUUCCUAUGAUGCAAUUAUUUCUAUUUUUAAACGAUCGUGUCCAAAUCCUAGAAUACUUUUAGAAGAAUGUCUGCGAAUGUUAAAACCAAGAGGUACACUAAUUAUUUAUGAGUUGUUCCAACAAAAGGAAAAUGCACAUUCUGUUUACGAUGAAAGAGUAUCAAGCUUGAAAUUAGCUGGUUUUAAAAUAAAAACACAAGAUAUAAAACAGUUGAAAAAUUUGUUGCUGAAUGUGUACAGUAAUAUAGACAAUAUUUGUGAAAUAAUAGCAGAAAAACCUUCAUUUGAAAUUGGUUCUAGUGUAACCCUCAAUUUUGGAGGAAAAAAAUCUAAUAUAUGGAAAUUAGAUAGUGCUGUUGAUGAAGAAUUAAUUAAUGAGGAUGAUCUCUUGGAUGAAAGCGAUGUUCUCAAACCUAUAACCACUAGUUUGAAAGUAUGUAGCACAACAGGUAAAAGAAAAGCAUGUAAAGAUUGCACCUGUGGCUUAGCUGAAGAAUUAAGUGGAAAAACUGCACAAGAAGGAACUGCCAAAUCUUCAUGUGGAAAUUGUUAUCUUGGUGAUGCAUUCAGAUGUGCCAGUUGUCCAUAUCUUGGCAUGCCUGCAUUUAAACCUGGUGAAAAGGUAGUUUUACCCGAAAAUCAGUUAAAAGCAGACUAGUGAAAUUAAUAUUAGACAGGACCUUUUUUUAUUUUAUUUAUCUUUAGUAGAGUAGGAAGGGUGCGAUAUAGCUUAGCAAGGAACUUAAGCAAUGUACUUUAAAUAUUAUCAAGUAAAAACAUGAAAAAUAUAUAUACUAGUACUUAAUUAUUUUUAUUUCAUUCUUACUUGUAUACAGCA
Habropoda laboriosa is the source of this 1078-nucleotide messenger RNA. It is a transcript of the gene CIAPIN1, whose product is annotated as anamorsin homolog. Gene Ontology annotation, molecular function: iron-sulfur cluster binding. The transcript has 6 exons. Gene Ontology annotation, cellular component: cytoplasm. The record is from RefSeq and is a predicted model, not a curated record. Lineage: Eukaryota; Metazoa; Arthropoda; Insecta; Hymenoptera; Apidae. Gene Ontology annotation, biological process: iron-sulfur cluster assembly. Bases 74 to 898 code for a protein of 274 amino acids.